AUGAGUGACUUUCUCAGCCGGGUGUUUGGCAUCAACUCCGACUACAAUCUCCUGGUGUACGAGGCCCAGCAGGAGCAGGACUACGACCUGGACCUCGAGUCCCAGUUCCUCGACCCCCAGCGAGCGGCGCAGCCGCUGGUGGCGGUCGAAGUGGGCGCCACCGCCAUGGGCGACUCCACCGGCGACUACGCCAUGCUGGAAAGCUUCGACCCGCCGCAUCAGUCGAUCCACAUGUCACACAUCAAGCCCAAGGCCAAACCGAAGCCGCGAAGGAAGCGCAAAGUGAGACAGACCGCCGUCAACAUCAGCGACAACGAGAGGGCGCUCUAUCUCUGGGCCAACGUCACCAACAUGGACCAAUUCCUCUGUGACGUCUACUGGUACUAUAAGGAUAAGGGUGUCACCAACAUUGUCCUUCUGAGGCUCGUGGACUUGGCAAUCUUGGUGUUCCUUAUAUCGCUUACCCUGUUCUUGCGGUGGGGGAUCGACUACUCGGUGCUCAGUGAGGGCAGGCCCCACACGUUAGCCGACAUCGUCAUUGCCCAGUGGCACAUGCCGGGGUGGGCCAAAGUGCUCUGGACGGGGUUUAUCGCCUACGUCGGUCUCCGGCUUAUCCAGCUCUAUAUGGACUGGUUCAAGCUUCGCGAGCUCCGCAACUUCUACCGCAUGCUUGCCAUCAGCGACGACGAGCUCUUGACGAUCCUGUGGCCCGUGGUGGUGGAGAAAUUGGCUGCGCUCAAGAACUAUAACCAGUUGACGCUGAACGUCCCGUUAACGGCUCACGAUAUCGCCAACCGCAUCAUGAGAGUGGAAAACUACUUGGUGGCGCUUAUAAGUCGUAAUGUCAUCGACGUCGCCCCCAGGUUCAUGACCCGGACUCUCGAAUGGAACAUCAAGUUGUGCAUCAACCAGUUCAUGUUUUUGACCACUACCGACGGCAAUAAGCUUGACGAGCGUGUGCUUAAAGAGUAUAACCGAAAUUUACUCGCCGACCAGCUCCGCAAACGGUUCAAGAUGGCCGCCCUCAUCAACUUGGCCCUCUGUCCAUUUCUCGUGCUGUACUUUGUGUUGCUCAAUUUCUUCAAGUACUUCAACGAGUACAAAUCCAACCCCGGCAGCAUUGUUGGUCUCCGUCAGUAUACUCCCUACGCCGAGUGGUUGCUUCGCGACUAUAACGAGUUGCCUCAUUUCUUUGAGCGCCGAUUAUACCAAAGCAUGGCUCCCGCAAACCGUUACAUCAACCAGUUCCCGCGGGGGUUUCUUGUCCUCAACGCUAUGACGUUGGUCAACUUCAUUCUGGGGGCGAUCACGGCGGUGCUUGUCCUCCUUGGGCUCGUCUACGAUAACGAGGAAUUUCUGUUCUGGCUGCUUGAGCUUAGCGAAGGGCGGCUGGCACUCUUUUGGAUUUCAGUGCUCGGUACCGUAUGGGCAGUCACCGCUACGUCAUUAGGCAAAGACGAUGCCGGCGAACAGCCAGUGUACGACCCCGAGGCGGCGCUCCAGUACGUGGCUCAGUACACCCACUAUCUCCCCCACCGCUGGCAGGGCCGGCUCCACACCCAGGAGGUGAAGAACGAGUUUUGCCAGCUCUACAACUUGAAGAUUAUCGUCAUCGCCUGGGAGAUCUUGUCGAUUGUCGUGCUGCCGAUCCUCCUCUGGUUCCGCCUCAGUGCCCAGCUGGGCGCCAUCGUCGACUUCUUCCGCGACUACCUGGUCCACGUCGACCACUUGGGCUACAUCUGCUACUACGCCAUGUAUAAUUUCGAUGACGACGGCAAGGCGCGUCGCGCCGCCACUGGUGACGACAAGAUGAUGAAGCUGUACAUGUACUUUGUCGACCAGUACCGCCCGGAACACCAGGCGCCGGCAGCACCCCCGGCAGCCCCCUCCAACGCCGGCGCCACGCCUGUGGCCACCGGCCGCAGUCGCGCUGCUCCUGUCGAUCUGCUCUACCUGCUGUACACCGUCCACUACGACUUUGACGACGCCGACCCCAACGCAGCAACCACGGCAGCGGCACCGGCUCCCGGGGCACCGCUGGGGGUAUUGGGCAUGAUCAACCAGUUCUACAAACACCUGCGGUAG
Diutina rugosa is the source of this 2085-nucleotide messenger RNA. RefSeq names its product autophagy protein (gene ATG9). Lineage: Eukaryota; Fungi; Ascomycota; Pichiomycetes; Serinales; Debaryomycetaceae. Gene Ontology annotation, cellular component: autophagosome; phagophore assembly site. Gene Ontology annotation, biological process: protein localization to phagophore assembly site; autophagy of mitochondrion. The record is from RefSeq and is a predicted model, not a curated record. The transcript has a single exon. The coding region runs from base 1 to 2085 and encodes 694 amino acids.